ACAGGCGAAGAAGAAGAACAUGUUUUCAUGCAGGCAACUCCGAAGUUAGUGAAAGACACCACACAGAGUCGUUUCUGUGUGUAAAGUUAACAGAGUGUGUGUCUCUGCAGGUCGUGUGAGUAGAUGUAAACUAUGUAACCAUGUAUUAAACUAUGAGGAGUUAGAAGCUAGUGAAACAAACCACCGAGACGUAUAUUAGCGACGACGCCUGCGCACUCUAGUCUGGACUGAAUAUCGAGCCGCCCUUCCUCCCCGCCAACUUGCACCGCAGGGUCGGGCAGACGUCGACUCACAACAACCCCGAGUUCAUUUCCUCGUCUAUUUGGAUAUUUUCCUGGAUAAAAUGGAGAGCCCGUAUCGCACCGAAAACGACUCCCCCCUUCUGCUGCCAUCUCUCCGCCUCUUCAUCCCUCCUCUGCGCCUGGUGUCUGCAGCCAUGUGGCAGGUCGUGCAGAGGGGCAGCGUGCAGGACUACGGGAUGGUGGAGGAGUUCAUCAGCACGGUUUCAGAGCUCGUACCUGAUCUUUUGAAUGCAGAUCAAAAAGCUCAGCUCCUCCUGGGCCUCAGAGCGCGGGUGGUUCUUGAAUUGUGUCGUGCCGAGCAGAUAAGAGAUACAGAAACCAUUGAGAUGCACCUGGAGCGGAUCAAGUCUCUCAUAUCCACCUGGGCCGCACAGCCGUGUUUUGCAGAAGUCGAGUUUCCAGAAUCCAACUUUGUGGAUCAGGUUGAAUUGCUGAUGAAAGACUCUGAAGAGAAGGAGAAGUUUUUCCAGGAUGUUUUCCCUACGGAUUUUGGGCCUGAAUAUGACAGCGCUCUACAGGUGCUAAUGCUGGAUUUCCUGUCCAGACUGGAGAAGCUUCUUCCAGUGCCAGACAUUCAGCAGACUGCGUCCAUGCUCAGUGCCGUUCCAUCUGCACUGGAGGAGUGUGUGCACUCUGUUCCUGACCCUCAGCACCUGAAGACUGUGCUCCUGUACCACACAACACUGGGACAUUUCGACUUAUCUGAUGAAACUCAGACCAUUCCGUCUUCCUUUGGGAACUGCAUCCUGUCCUCGCUGUCCCUCCCUCAGCUGGAGAAGGUCGUCAUCGACGCAGAUCAAAUACAGUUGCAGCCUCCGUCAGAGCAGAUGCAGGGCUGUAUGACCGUCCAGGUGGAGGGGGAAACUGUGACGCUGCUGGACUACAUACAGAUCGAGCAGCCGUCAGGUUUGGUCGAUCCCGAUGACGAAGCAGAAAAUGAAGUAAACGAGGAUGGAGCUGAGGACGUCGGUGACGCCCUGAAGCCAGCUGCUUUUCAACCACUGAAACAAAGCAAAAGGCUCCAGGGGAAAAGAAGAGCCAUAACGGAUAAAGACUUUACGACAGAGAAGAGGCAAAGAAAAAAGUACCCUAAUAAUAAGACUUGUCCUGUGUGUAAUAAGGUUUUCCUGCGGGCUGCGGCCAUGAGACGCCACCAGGAGACUCAUUCUGCCAAUCGGGAAUUUAAGUACAAGUGCGCCAACUGUGACAAAAGAUUCAGGGACCAUUACGACAUGAACCGACACAACAUGCGUGUUCAUGAAAAGGAAGGGAUCGGUAACAAUGGUAAAGAGGAGGACGCAGAAGAUCCCAGCACUUCUGAGAUGUCAGAAAACAAAAACUGCGCUCUGUGUGGGAAGUACUUUGGCCGUCGCGUUGACAUGGAGCGACACAUGAGGUCGCACUCUGAGGACCGCCCGUAUAACUGUUGUUUCUGUGAGAAGAAGUUUAAGAAUCCUUACGUUUUAAAGAGACACCAGAAGGAGAUCUGUAAGAGCAGAGAGCUGAAAAGGCCGAAGAAGAGGGAGGUGCAGCGCUUAAAUCCACAGCCACCGUCAGAGGGGUCGACGGAGGGCAAAGUCUGUCCCAUUUGCAGCAGGAUCUUACCGUGCACUGCGGACAUUGCAAAGCAUUUACGGUCUCACACGGAGGAGCGUCCUUUUAUUUGCGUCACCUGUGAGAAGGGCUUCAAGUACAAGGACACGUUGAAGAAGCAUCAGAUCAUUCACGGUCACGAGGGGAUCAGAGAGGAGCAGAGCAAGACGGUGGAGCAGAUUUUGGCUGAAGCUGAUGCAGGUAUAUUUGAUAAGAAAGACAAAAAUCCAGACGCACCUGCAGACGCUUGUGAGGACUCUCCAUCUGAGCCUGUGCAGAAAGUCAAGAAAAAAGCCCUCAAAGUGUGUCCUGUGUGUUCGCGGGCGUUCGACAGCGUCAAAACACUAAACAGGCACAUACAGUGUCACACAGAGGACCGUCCGUAUCACUGCAUCCACUGCAAGAAGCGUUUCAAACACAUGCACGGGCUGAAAAGACACCAGAUUUACGCCAUCUGUCACAAGAAAAUCACCCGAUUCUCUUGGAAGAAGGAGCAGAGGGCGGGGCCCAGCCAGAGCGAGGUAACCAGCACCGACCCUCAACAGGGGCCGCCUCUGAAAAUACCCGUGUGGUGUUCAAACUGCGGCAAACACUUCGAGUACCCGUCGGCUUUGAAGGAGCACCAAGAAAACGUUUGCAAAGUGGAAGUGAGCGAAAUCAUGAAAUGCGACGACUGCGGGAAAGAGUUCAAGAGCAUGACGAUGCUCAAAGUGCACCAGAGGAUUCACGACCCGCUCUACUGCAAAGAGUGCGGGAAGAUACUCGCCAACGAGCCCGCGUUCGAGAGGCACAAGCUCAUGCACAGACCGAUGCAGUGCACCAUGUGCGAUCAGACUUUUACUCUGUUGAGGCGCUUGAGGGAACACUACGAGAAGCAGCACGAGUUCACCGGGCCGUAUCCGUGCGCUCAGUGCGACAAAACCUUCAUCCAGCUCUCCUACCUCGCCAUCCACCAGAGAAUCCACAAAGGAGAGUUCCCGUACAUCUGUAGCAUGUGUCCGGAGAAGUUCAGGUCGUCCAACUGUCUGACGGUCCAUCAGAGGAAACACACGGGGGAGAAACCGUUCCUCUGCUGGCAGUGUGGGAAGUGUUACCGCUCGGCCUCGGAGCUCACGGUGCACAUGGGAACCCACUCCGAGGAGCGACCCUGGGCGUGCACACAGUGCGACAUGGCUUACCGCACCAAGCUGCAGCUGACAAACCACGUGGAACAAAUCCACAUCGGCGUCCGGUAUCCCUGCAACAGCUGCGGGAAGCAGUUCAUGAAGGAGACGUCGCUGAAGAGGCACGAGCUCAUCCACACAGGCGAGAGGCCGCACCAGUGCACGGUGUGCGGGAAGACCUUCCUGACCGCCAACGAGCUCCGGCUACAUAACCGCUACCACACCGGCGAGCGUCCGUACAAGUGCGAAGUGUGCGGGAAAGCCUUCAUUCAGUCGGGUUAUCUGAAGUCGCACAUGCGCAUCCACACGGGAGAGAAGCCAUUUAAAUGUGACAUAUGUGACAAAGGCUUCCGGUUGUCGUAUCACAUGAAGAAACACAGGAGGACUCACGCUGGGAAGCCAAAGACCUACAUAUGUGAGGACUGCGGGUUAGGGUUCCUCCUCAAGAAGUCCCUGUGGGAACACUCGCUCAGUCAUGAGGUCAAAGUGGAGCCAUCCUUCACUGAUGAAGUCAGAAUAGAAUUUCAAUAGAGACGCUUGUAUUUUCAUGCAGGUGAGCUGGAAACAUCGUCACCAAAAACACUUAAAUCGCUCUUUGUUGUCUGAUUUUGACCAAUUUGCAAGUUGGUUGUUUUUGUUUUUCUGUCCCUGUUGCUUUACUGUGUUGAUUUACAUCUUCUAUAAAGCAUAUGAUGAACUAUGAGGCAUGUAUAUAUUACAAGACAAUGAAUAAUUUCUGCUUACAUGGCUUUUUGGAAUAAAUUUAUCAUGAAUGUAA
Messenger RNA from Epinephelus moara (kelp grouper), 3836 nucleotides. RefSeq names its product zinc finger protein 14-like. The record is from RefSeq and is a predicted model, not a curated record. NCBI's taxonomy places the organism in Eukaryota, Metazoa, Chordata, Actinopteri, Perciformes, Serranidae. The transcript is spliced from 7 exons. Bases 344 to 3589 code for a protein of 1081 amino acids. Gene Ontology annotation, molecular function: RNA polymerase II cis-regulatory region sequence-specific DNA binding; DNA-binding transcription factor activity. Gene Ontology annotation, biological process: regulation of transcription by RNA polymerase II.